CCCCCUAAGCGAGCCGGCGUCUCCCGCGAGCCGCCUGCGCGUCGCUCUCCGUGUUCCCGACCCUCCUUCCAGCUUCUCUUGUUCUCCCGUCAUCCCCCCCCCUUCCCGUCGCUGCCCUCCAGUGUUGCUCCUUCUCCCCCCCACCUUGACUACCCCUCUUUCCCCCCCCCCCCCCCGCCAACUCCUCGGGUUGGGCCAAGCAACGAAGUCGGAGGGCGCAGGAGAGCCAGCAAGCGGGCGAGCCCGUCGGAGGUUGCCAAGGCAUUGGCUGGCUGGCGCCGGAGGGGACCCCCCCCCUGCAGCCUCUCUCCCCUCCCCUCGCUCCCACCUCGUCGCCUCUUGAGAUUCCGGCCAGCUCCCGAGGAGAGAAGAGUAGAGCGAGGAGCGGGGGGGAGAAAUACGCCCUCCCCCCAGCCCCUGGGCAGAAACAUGAGUGAGCAGAGCAUCUGCCAAGCACGAGCUGCUGUAAUGGUCUACGAUGAUGCCAAUAAGAAGUGGGUACCAGCUGGUGGGUCCACUGGAUUUAGCAGAGUUCAUAUAUAUCAUCACACAGGCAACAAUACGUUCAGAGUAGUUGGCAGGAAGAUUCAGGAUCAUCAGGUGGUGAUCAAUUGUGCCAUUCCAAAAGGACUGAAGUACAAUCAAGCAACACAGACUUUCCAUCAGUGGCGGGAUGCUAGACAAGUGUAUGGUCUCAACUUUGGCAGCAAAGAAGAUGCUAAUGUUUUUGCGAGUGCCAUGAUGCAUGCUUUAGAAGUGUUAAAUUCACAAGAAUCUGGUCCAACGCUGCCUAGACAAAAUGCACAACUUCCCCCACAAGUGCAGAAUGGCCCAUCACAGGAAGAUCUGGAAAUUCAGAGAAGGCAGCUGCAGGAACAGCAACGACAGAAAGAAUUGGAAAGGGAGAGGCAGGAACGGGAGAGGUUGGAAAGAGAGAGGCUAGAAAAGGAAAGACUGGACAGAGAGCGAUUGGAACAGGAACAACUGGAGAGGGACCGGCAAGAACGAGAGCGGCAAGAGCGCCUAGAAAGAGAGAGGCAAGAACGUGAAAGACAAGAACGGGAGAGAUUGGAAUGGGAAAGGCAAGAAAGGGAACACCAGGAACAGCUAGAGAGAGAGCAACUGGAAUGGGAAAGGGAAAGAAAACUGUCAAGUGCUGCUCCAUCUUACGACAGCUCCCCGUAUAGCACUUCACUUCCUGAAUACUCCAGCUGCCAGCCUCCUUCAGCACCUCCUCCAUCCUAUGCUAAAGCAAUGUCAGACUGUACUCCGGAUUAUGCUGUAGUGGUUUCUGCACAGCCAGUUUCCUCCCCCCCUACACCACCUCUAAGGCACUCUGCAUCACGUUUUGCUACAUCGUUGGGUUCAGCCUUCCACCCUGUUCUUCCCCAUUAUGCCACAGUUCCUCGCCCUCUGAACAAAACUUCUCGACCACCUUCACCUGUGAAUCCCCCAGUGUCUCUGACAUCAAGCGCCAAGUCCACUACUUGGUCAGCUUCUAGUUUUGCACCUCUUCCCCCAUCUCCUCCUGUAAUGAUUAGCAGCCCUCCUGGCAAAGCCACAGGUCCAAAGCCUGUUCUACCGAUUCCUGUUACUGCUCAAUUACCCCAGAUGUCACUGUCCCCUACAGCACCCAAUGGGCUUCCAGAAUUGGCAAACUAUCCAGCUCCUUCACCACCUACCUCAGGUCCAACCCCUGUACCACCUUCCUUUCAGCCUCUUUCACUUUCUGGACCUCAAGCUGGUUCUCCAAGCUCCCCUAAUUCCUCGGCUCCCUCAUCCAAGCCUAGUGUUCUCCCUUCUCCCUCUGCAGCUCCCCCUGCCUCUGUUGAGAACUCUCUAAACUCUGUGCUGGGAGACUCCUUUGCUUCUGAGCCAGUCUUGCAGACAGCCUCUCAGCCGAUUGAACCUCCAUCCCAGCAGGGUGUUAUCCAAGGGCCUGCACCUCCACCACCCCCACCUCUGCCAGCUGGCCCUGUUCAUUCCCCAUCAGCCAUCCUACCUCCCCCAGGGCCGCCACCACCACCACCUCUUCUACCAUCAGGGCCACCACCGCCACCACCGCCUCCUCCUCCUCCACCACCACCCCUCCCUAACCAGGUUCCUUUUCCACCUCCUGCCCCUCCUUUGCCUGCCACUGGUUUUUCCAUGGGAUCGAUGUCUGAAGACCACCGCCCUUUAACAGGACUAGCAGCUGCUCUUGCUGGAGCCAAACUUAGAAAAGUAUCUCGGAAUGAAGAGUCUCCUAACCCAAGUGGAGGAACAAGCUCUGCUUCACCUAAAACAGAUGCUGGGCGUGGAAAUGGGCCGCUACCCCUAGGAGGAAGUGGAUUAAUGGAGGAAAUGAGUGCACUUCUGGCUAGAAGGAGAAGAAUUGCUGAGAAAGGAUCAUCAGAAGUGGAACCAAAAGAUGAAAAGAAUGAAGAGCCAGAGCCUUCAGCAUCUAAGCCUCCUUCAACAAGCACACCUGAAUUAACAAGAAAGCCUUGGGAGAGAACAAACACAAUGAAUGGAAGCAAGUCUCCUAUUAUUUCAAGACCAAAAUCUGCAACCUCCUCUGGGCAACCCAGUACUAAUGGAGUACAGUCUGAAGGGCUAGACUAUGACAGAUUGAAACAGGAUAUUUUAGAUGAAAUGAGAAAGGAAUUAACAAAAUUAAAAGAAGAAUUAAUUGAAGCUAUCAGGCAAGAACUGAGCAAGUCAAACGCAGCAUAGAAAGACUAGGACUAAGAUGUUGUGACCACUGGUCUUGGUACAAAAUCAACUAAAUUUUAUGAGCUGUUUAGAAGAAAGUGGAUCACCCAAUUGGAAGAAGGGGAAAGCAAGAUUUUGGAAAUUUUCAGACAACAUUCUGGUGGUAUACUAUUUCCCUUUGCUGCUGUUUUCUGACUUUUCAACAGGGUGGAAAAUAGUCUUAAGUUGCAGUAAUGAUUUAUGCAGAAACUCCUGUACCUGUCAAGACACGAUCACAGUGCAUUGAAAUGUUUUCAUAUCAAGAUGAGGCUAUGCGCCUCACUGUUCAUUGUUUAAGACAUAAAAAGAAAAAAGCUUGAAGGCUUUUCAGAGAGGUUUUCUUUAUUAAUAAAGAGUUUAGCAAGUUAUACUGUUGUACUGCAAGAGUAUCUCAGGUUAGUCUUCCUAUCAUAUUUGAUAUUUCCAUGAAGAAUUUAAAAGAUCAAACAUGACUUCAGCUCACAAAAUAAAGAACAGAUGACAGGACUGUGUGUUGUAACACAAUAUUGGUGAAUAAGAGACUUACAAUAUUAUACUCCAUAACAUUUUGGAAUCUUAUUACAGGAAGCCUCUCUUGUUAGCCUUCAUACAGUUUCAUAGGGGAAAAUGUAAGUGCUGUCCAGACUAUAAAGAUGUAGAUGCCUUCCUAAAUUGUAAUGCUUUACCAAAUCUAAGACUUCUCCAGAACACAAAUCUGUUGUCAAAUAUAAAUGGUUAGAUUGUUAUCAUAGGUUUUCAAGCUUUUUUAAGAUUUAUGCAUGUAGACAUUUUUGUAAUAUAAAACGACCGCAGAGUUGGCUAUUUAAUUUAAAACAUCCUUGCAUGCCACAAAUAUUAAGUAGCCUCUUUAUGGUAAGGCCUAGUUACUGCCCAGGCAAUAUUUGGAAGAUGUAGAGUUGGGAAUAGGGGUAACUUUUUAUUUUAAACAAUUUGUAUUAAUUACUGCACUAUUUUUCCUUAUAUUGCAUGUGUGUGUAAUAAUAAGGAAAAUAUUGUGAUCUAUCAGUAACCAUGUUAAAUAGAACCUGGUACUUGAUACUUUUUGUACCAUUUGCUUUAAUUCUUUGUAUUUCAAACAUAGUCGUGCUUCAGCAACAGUUCUGGAAACUCAAGUCAAUUUUGCUGCUUUUCUUAACUGGGUCUGAAGUUAAUUAUCAUGAUUAAACUUGGAAAUUAUUUGAAAGAAUCUUUUGCAAACAAAAAUAAUAGCAUUAUUUACACAACAGUUACUUUACCUGUGUAUUGAGGCAGGUUUUGUUUAAUUUGGAAGUGAAACGUUAGAGCCUGUGCAAUCAUUACACUCUCAGAGAUUGGGAGUAGGUGAUGAGAAUGUACAUUUCUUUCUUUCCCCUCUUCUGUUUUGCAAAAGUUCCUCCCGCCCUGCCCAAGGUAUCCAUGAUAAAUGAGCUUCCAGCUAUAGUUUCAGAUCCUUGUGAAGCAGAACCCUGAUUAUCAUUAACAGUUGGUGCUCAUGUAUUCUUUCAUCCUGGCUAAGGCCAGCAAAGGGGAACUCACGCUAGAGAGAAGCGGAGGGGUUGGGAGCAGGAUCCUGCAACCUGCUCUCAGUCCUAUGCGUUAGACCUUGGUAACUAACAAUCAAACAUUGACAAAAGUAAUUAUAUGUCAAGAGUGGUAGUGGCAAUAGUUUCACUUCUAGAAUGAUGGAAUUUACUGUCUUAGUUAUGUUCAUCUUUUAUUUCAGUAUCUGAACAUUAUUAAAAUAUAUCAAGAAAAUUUCCAAGAAGGGCAGUGGGUGGGACGGGGGGGGGGGAUAUCCUGCAAUUAAAAAUUAAGUGAUUUGGCAAAUUAUGUGCAACAAAUAAUUUAUUGCAUCUUGAAUUUUCGAUUAUAAUCGUGCCAUAUUUAUUUUGUGAGUUAUUCUGAUUUUAACAUAAUUUGCCAUUUUGGACAGAAUUAUUCAGUUUCUUGGAUGACCUACUUCCAUCUAGCUUAGUUCAUAAGAAAGCUUUAACUAGCAUAUCCUCCCUAGUGUUGAACACCAAAGCAAAUUUAACAGCAUUUGUUUGCUGCUUGAAUAAAAAAAAAUAUAUUCCCCUCUUUCCAUAUGAUGGAGGAAUGGCUUAUAAAGUGUAAUCCCAAUUCAGUGGUUAUUUUUUUUUAAAAAAAAUCCUCUGCAUGCAUUAGUUGAAGGCAUUUAGAUCUAAAGAUAAGCAAAUGCAGUUGCUCUCAAAUUAAGGAGGCACUUUCAUCUUUUAACAAUUAACUUUUAUGUUUAAACAGUAUAACCUUAACAGCUUACUCUUGUCAGAAAUCAUGUUUGAUUUUGCUUGUAAAGAAAAUUCAGAGAUAGUUUAAGAGGAUAUUGUAGGUGUCCAUGGUCCAGUGCUAAGAAAAUUAAGUUACUAGGUUGUGAAUGAAACUGGUUAAUGCACUAAACGUUUUGUGCCUUGGUCUAAAAUUUUAACAUGAUUUCUGCGUAAAAGAAAAAAUGGUUCUGUACUCUUUCUACAUGCACAUUUACAAGAUCUUUAAUUGGACUGUUCCAGGGAAUCCAGUUUGAUAAACUAUAAAUUCAUGCUGUUGUACUGGCAGCUAUGGCAUUGCCAGAUAGUUCUGUAAUUAAAAUGAGCUACUACAGAAGCAGUUUAGGUUAUUUUAAUUUCUGUUCUUGGGAGGGAAAAAAAAGAUGGUUCCUGUGCUUUUGUACAGCGGUUGCCUUAACCUGAAUAUGGUUUAGGGGAUCACUUUUAAUUCCAGGAAGGUUUUGCUUUCCUUAACACUGUGAUCUGAUCUGUGAUAAAUCUGUCCUAUCCAUACACAAGUGGCUAACAAGUUAAUUGCAAACAAACUGAAUGUACAAAUCUUAGUGCUGGUGCUGAAAUCUCUUCAGAGUUGUCAUGAAACAAAGUUCAUUGUUCAAAAAUGUUUAGCAAGCAUCAAGUGUCAAUCAAAACUGAAGAUGAAACACUAAUGAAUGUUGAAUUUUCAUGCAUUUAGUUUUACCUCCUUUAGAGUUUUUCAGUUAAUUCUCUGCUAUUUUUAUCAUUCUGUGUCAUGUUAAAAUUUCUUAAAUGCUAACUUGUUUUGUUUGAGCAGAUGAAAUAAAAUUGCAAUAUAUACAUGCUGUUGCUACUGUUUGUGAAAUUUGGCUUACUGUGGAAAAUCAAGACCAUUCUUACCAUGUUUAAACAACCUGAUUUCUUUGAUUUGUAAUACUUUGCUGAUGCCCUUCUAAAUUUGUAAUUUUUGAAAUGUGCUACUAUAUCAAGGAAAUGUAAAGCAGUAUGCUUAUAACUCAGCACAUCUCCUGAAUCUAAGCAAUUACUGCUAUUUUCUUAAUUUGAAUUGCUUUGGAUCUUUGAUUUCUGUCCCUUUUCCAGACUUCAAGGUAUGUACAUAUAAAUCACACAUGCCCAUAAAUUUCACUCGAGCACUGUAGUGUUCACUGUUUGCUUUGACAGUCUCCAUUUCCUGUUGUCUUUGAUUAAUUGAUUAAUUAUAUUUAUAUACAGCCCCUCCCUAUAUAGGCUUUGCUGCCAUUGUGUAUUGAGUAUAAAGACACGCUAUUUUCACUUAUUUUGUCAAACUUCCACCACUAUCAAAACACUUCUAGAAAUAGAUUUUAAUUUGUUAUUCCACUUGGUAUUUUAUGUGGCCUGGCAGAAUAGAUUUUUGAUAUGAAAAUCUUCCAUUUUCAAGUUAGAAAGAUAAAAACUAAAACAAAGUGCAGUCAUUGACUGAGUCAAACAAAAUUGCAGUUGAUUAAGAAUCUGGACAAAACAACAUUAGAUUGAGGAUAAGAUACAGAUAACUAAAAUUAAAUGAAAAGUUAAUUUGUACUUGGGGGAGAUGGUAAAUUGGAUUCAGCUACCCUGGGGAGGAGUCUAAUUGACUAGUUAGGAAAUACAACAUGUAAACAAGAAGCCCUAGAUGAGUCGGAUGGAGUGGCAUUUUGAAGCUUGCACAUAUUAAAUCACUCAGACUUUUCACUAAGGUGGGUGGGCCUCCCUCCACUAAGGUGGGUAGGUUUUUUUUAAAAUGUAUGCACACAGACUAUUGAGAGUCACCAUCUUGCAGUGAGUGUUCUUGAGAGUCAAAGGUGAUAGAGCACAUGCAACCAUCUUCUCAGCUUAGAUCACUAUAACCAUUUGUCUUUUCAUUUGAUACUUGUGCCAAGGUGACCUGUUCUUAAUCAUUACAUGCCACAGGCAUUUAUCAAUAUAAAAUGUAGUAACAUCAGCAAGGACUGCUUCUACAUCUGAAAUUCCACAUACUUCCUCCAUCCUUACUUAAAACACCCGGCGUUCUUGCUGUCUAAGAUUUUUGUCCUUCUGUUCUCUGCUUGGUGAAUUGUCCUAUUCCACAUGCUGUCACACCCUUGUCUACUCAAUUGUAUGCCAGUGGUGUUACCAUGAUGCUGAUAUUGUUGGUAAUUGCCAGAACACUUUUGCUGAACCAACAGCCUAACAGUUAGGCUGGUACAGUAUCUGGGCAAACAAGGAAUCAAAACCAAAGGUAGUGCUCCCUUGACUUAACAGCACCUGUGCUAGCAGAAUGGCACAUCCUUUGGAAGGGGAAUGAUUUUUGCUUCCUCUGCAGAUGCUUGUCUUCCCCCCCCCCACACACACACAGAUAAGGUCUCAUAACCCCCAGCAGCAGGAUUUCAGGGCUCUCAGUAGGCUGCAGCAAAAGGGGGCAUGUAGAAAAAACCCUUUCCCCAAUCUGUGUUACACUUAUGACACUUGGAAUCCACCCCAAGGCCAUCAGUCAGCUGUUGCACAUGUGUAUACUUGGUAGCAUUUAAUUUUUUUCUUACACUCUCUUGGAGCAACGUCUAAAGUUGCUGUAUGAUUUCCAGUUAUAAUGGCAUAGAUACUGAGCAUUUGGUGAACAAUCUCUCAAGGCAGUAGAAAAUGCCUCUGAUUGUGUUCUGCUAUUUUUAAGAUUUGCUUUCUGAUAUCUUUUGGGAAACGUGUGCCAUGAAUUCAGGGGAGUAAUUACUUAGUCUAGGCAGGAUAGCCACCCUGAGGUUUGUUUAAAAAGUUAUUUAAAUUUGAAGAAUUGUUGUCAGGGUCCCAUGCAGUGUGUAGAGAGUGGCUGCUUUAUGGAACUGGAGAUAAAGUACAAGCAGCAAAUUAAGCAACUGCAUCUCAUGAAACUGCCGCAACAUGAAAAUGUUGGGUUGGGUGGUGAUGGUAUGGGUGGGAACUCCCUUGGGCAGAAUUCUCUGCAGAAAUUGAGAAAUUGAGGAAAGCAUACUUUCCAAGACCUCUUCCUACUUUGUCUUCAUCUGGGCCAGCCAAGAAGAUAAGAAGCAGUGUGAGAAACUCGUGCUGCCUAAGGGGACAUUACAUAAAGUGAUGGGCAGACUUCUUAAAUAACACAAAGUCUUAGCAUUUGCCUAACUGGAAUUACCUGAUGCCUGUUAUAACGGCAGGGAUCUGUGUGGGAAAUUCACUGCCUCCAGCUUUCCCCAAGACACUUCACCCAAUUACAGAAAGCAAAUCUGGCAUGGCGGAGCAUGGGCAGUGCUCUGCUAAACCGGAUGCAAUAAAGGAAGGGGAUUCAGUAAGUAUUUUUUUACAUAACCAGAUGAGAGGUAGCACCUGUCUAGGAAAAAUAAGCCUAUCCAUAUCACAAAUCUCCAGCAAAGAUUCCUUUUGAAAAUAUAUUUAAAAGUUCUUUUUAAAAAUUUGUGAAGCUGUCAGCUCUCUAAAAAAGCUGUCCAUCAUUUUAAAAAACAAGGCCAUUUUUAUUUUUCUUCAAAAGCUGGCUAAUAAGGCAGAUCUUGUCUUGCACAAAAGAUCUACAGUGACUUUGAAAUGUCAUGCCCUUACAGCAUUUUCGACAUUUUAAGACCUCUAUGAUUACUUAAAAGGAGAAUGCUGCUUUAGUAGGUUGUGUUUCUUAUUAAGAAGAAUCAUCGCUUCAUGCCAUGAAUGCAAAAACUGGAAGGAAAAGCCACAGCGUUGGUUUAAUAAAUGGUGACUGAUGUCAUGAAUUAAAGCUUAGUAGAGAGUCUAUAAGUGAGGACCAAGUUCAUAGUUUCCUUGUGUGGCAAAACAGACUACUCGUGCAAAUUCAGGGAGAAAAAAACACCCUCUGUCCAUUCUGAAAUCUUCCCUAGAUUUGGAUUCUGUUCCAUUACUAGUUCUUACAUUCCUGUAUUAACCAAAUUGAUCCCACUUUAUUUUGUGUGUACCGUCAGCAAUAAUUCGUUGUGAGAUUCCGAAAGAUUGUCUUGCAGACUCACUGCUGGAUCUUGCAUUUGUAACACAAUCCAAGAUAAGCUACAGCUAUAAUCAUAGUGUAAUAGCUCACAAUGUCUCUUUAUAUUGCUUAAUAACAAAUUCUAGAUCUGCAUGUAGAUUUUCCUUGGCAGCAAUUGUGAUCUACUAUAUAAAUCUGUCUUAAAGUUACAACCCACUGAAGUAAAAUAUUAACAUUAUCUGGCAAGGUAGCGAUGUUACGUAAAUUCUUCAAUAAUUUUUUAUAUGAAGUAUCUCAUUCAAGAACUAGAUUUGAUAAAAUGUAAUAUGUACAAAUGCAUAGCUUAAUUUUUUAAUAAAACAAUCUCAAUUAUUAGCUCAUAUUGCAGAAUUCUUGUGUGCUUAUGUAAAGCAAGUAUGUAGGUUGUUUCAUGGAUCUGUAAAAUAUCUAUCAAUGACUUGAGUCCCAGCUGUAACAGUAACUGGGAUACGAGUCUGGUGCCAAAGUUACAAUGACAAAACCAUCAUAAAAUAGGGAGAGGAAAAACUGCAAUUGCAGAGUGUGUCCUUGACAAAAGUGCCUUAAUUUCACACAAAACUGUAUGAAAUGCAUGCUGAUUUUCUGUAACCCACUUCUAAAUCUAAUGUGCAUGGUGUUGAUUGUGAGUCUGCAUUAAUAUUAUUGCUUGGAUCUGAUGGCUUUCUUCUGUCUUUGUUUCUUCCAUCAUAUCCAUGCUUCUUGCUUUGCUGAUUUUCUAGAUGGUUUCUUACUAUGGCUCUUGGAAUUGAGUUUCCUUAUGAAAUAAAAGCUAAUCUUAAGUAAAAA
Sphaerodactylus townsendi is the source of this 9729-nucleotide messenger RNA. RefSeq names its product ENAH actin regulator (gene ENAH). The record is from RefSeq and is a predicted model, not a curated record. Lineage: Eukaryota; Metazoa; Chordata; Lepidosauria; Squamata; Sphaerodactylidae. Gene Ontology annotation, biological process: actin polymerization or depolymerization; actin polymerization-dependent cell motility; axon guidance. Bases 430 to 2715 code for a protein of 761 amino acids. Gene Ontology annotation, molecular function: SH3 domain binding; profilin binding. The transcript is spliced from 14 exons.